Dissoconium aciculare CBS 342.82 is the source of this 2556-nucleotide messenger RNA. Its product is annotated as RPE65-domain-containing protein. The record is from RefSeq and is a predicted model, not a curated record. Gene Ontology annotation, biological process: carotene catabolic process. The transcript has a single exon. Lineage: Eukaryota; Fungi; Ascomycota; Dothideomycetes; Mycosphaerellales; Dissoconiaceae. Bases 1 to 2556 code for a protein of 851 amino acids. Gene Ontology annotation, molecular function: carotenoid dioxygenase activity.
AUGGCCACCUCGUUGAGCCCGCUUCCUCCCUCACACCAGUCUAUCCUUCCAGCCAAGGCGGGACAGAAACGAAAGAGGGCAACGAGUGCUGCGGCUCUUGAUCAUAUCCUCCCGACACCCCAACCGCAACAUCCUUACCUCAGCGGCAAUUUCGCACCAAUUUACCAGACUCUCCCCCUCACACCGUGCACCUAUAUCGGACAAAUCCCUAAAGAGUUGGCUGGCGGAGAAUAUGUGCGCAAUGGCAGCAACCCGGUGACAAAUGACGACUUGGGUCGUGACGCGCAUUGGUUCGACGGUGAUGGCAUGCUCUCCGGCGUUUCAUUCCGGGAACAUUCAGAGACUGGAGAAAUCAUUCCAGAAUUCGUCAACGCCUUUGUGCAGACUGAUCUCUAUCGAUCCGCGAUCACCUCUCCAAGGCUAAAAACGCCUAUCCUACCUUCCAUCGCUACUCUGGUAAAUCCACUCGCCAGCUUCAUCCGCAUCACUCUCGCCAUAUUCCGCACACUGCUACUUGUGCUUCUGUCAAAUCUGCCAGGCUCCCGCCAGGCCAUCAAGAAGAUAAGUGUUGCGAAUACGAAUGUGGUCUACCACGAUGGCCGGGCUUUGGCAACAUGUGAGAGUGGGCCGCCGAUGCGGAUUCAAUUGCCAGGCCUAGAAACGGUGGGCUGGUAUGAUGGUACCUCAGCAGAAGGGGAGCCUGCGAAAGAGCGACAAGCCGCUUCUGCAGCUACAGAUGGCAAAGUCCUGGGUGGGGACAGCGGAGGUCUACUGGGUUUCAUGCGCGAGUGGACCACGGCACAUCCUCGCGUCGAUCCGGCAACAAACGAGAUGAUCAUGUUCCACUCCUGCUUCGCGCCACCAUAUGUGCAGUACAGCGUCGUUCCUCCUGCUGGACCAACAUCAUCAUCAAACAUCGACUCUGAGAAGUCAGCCUACUCGACGCUGCUUCCAUCGAAGAGGAUCAUCAACGCAGCUGUACCCGGUGUCAAGUCUGCGAAGAUGAUGCACGACUUUGGCGUCUCUGCUCUUCAUACUAUCAUUAUGGACCUACCACUCUCACUUGAUCCGACUAACCAGCUCCGUGGCGCGCCGCCGGUGAGCUAUGACCCAUCGCAGCCCGCACGAUUUGGUGUCUUUCCAAGACACAGCCCGCAAUCUGUCAAGUGGUUCGAGACGGAUGCUGCGUGCAUAUUUCACACGGCAAAUAGCUGGGAUGUGAGGCAAGCUCAAUGGGAGCGACGAGAGACACAGCAACGACGCCGUCAGCUACGUCUGACAGAACAAGUGCAAGAACGGACAAUGGACGAAUGGUCUUUGUCAGAUAACAACUCGACUGUUUCAGGCGAGGUUGUCGAGGUGAACAUGCUUGCCUGUCGCCUGACCUCAGCAACGCUAGUCUUUGCAGCGGGCAAUAUCGCGCCGCCCGUGGUCAAGCGGAACACUCGUGUAGCGACUGUUGCAAAGAGGAAACGCAUGCCAUUCUUCAGCAAGUAUGACGACACUAUCGAGGAAGUCGUGGUGGACGAACAGCACGACAAGGUACGCAUGGAUGACGAGAGCACAGCACCACUUCUCCACCGAUCUAGUAGUCUGCCAGAGCUAGAAGCUACCACAAGCCUUGUGCCGUAUUCAUCCUCUGGGGCAUCUGCCGAGGAUGAAGGUGAAGAGUGUCGCCUCUAUCUAUAUUCGUUCUCUUUAUCUACCGGCCAGAUCACUCAGCAGUACGCUCUCACUGCGCUGCCGUUCGAAUUCCCUGCGGUCGCGCCCAAGAAGGCAAUGCAUCCUGCUCGCUUCGUCUAUGGCUGCAGCACGACCACCGCAGCGAGUUUCAGUGCUGCGUUGGGUAAAGCGACCAAGAUCGAUGCUCUGGUCAAGAUCGACGCAAGAAUUCUGGUUCGGCGAGGAAGAGCCAACCCACCACGUGGUGUCACUGGAUGUGUGGACACAAGGAGUAUGCGAGAAGUGCUGCAAAGCCAAAAAGAAGCUGAAGCAGGAACCCAGACAGCGGAGAAAGAACCCAUCAGCGUAUUCACAAUGCCAGACGGAUGGUUCGCACAAGAAAUGCGCUUCGUGCCCUCUCAAAACCCGUCGUCAAGAUCGUAUCAGAUGGAGAGCAACGAUGACGACUACGAAGAUGACGGAUAUCUCCUAUUCUACGCCUUUGACGAAUCUCAACUUCUUCCCUCCGGCGACGUUCCUUCGGACACCGCACCUGCUGCUCACGAUGCUUCGUUCCCUCCGUUACCAUCUGCAGCGGCCAGCCCGGAUCUCCUCUCUUCUCCCGCCGCCACCUCUCCACAUCGUGCCCACUCCGAACUCUGGGUUCUCUCUGCACGUGAUAUGAAGACUCUCAUCGCACGUGUACGACUGCCACAGCGCGUGCCUUAUGGUCUCCAUGGCGCCUGGUUUGGGAAGGAGGAGGUCGACAGUCAACGCGGCGUGGAAAGCUUCCGGAUUGCGAUCGACGAUGCACGCCGUGUAGACGACGAGAAGUCCUGGAUGGGCGAGGCGUGGAGUAUGGUCAGAGCCAGCGUUGAGGAGAUGCUGGGUUGA